This is a messenger RNA of Daphnia magna, 6135 nucleotides long. RefSeq lists its product as uncharacterized. The transcript has a single exon. Gene Ontology annotation, biological process: DNA integration. NCBI's taxonomy places the organism in Eukaryota, Metazoa, Arthropoda, Branchiopoda, Diplostraca, Daphniidae. Gene Ontology annotation, molecular function: nucleic acid binding. The record is from RefSeq and is a predicted model, not a curated record. The coding region runs from base 1 to 6135 and encodes 2044 amino acids.
AUGUCGACAACCAACAAUAUUUCAUCGCCUAGAGCAGAAAGCCACAUCGCACGUCCACAAAGUCAAGUUCGAGACGUGCAAACGGAAUACACCGACCAAUACCCACCAUUGAACGACCCGAGGGCGCUGAAACAAGCAAGAACCAUCGAAAAAACUCGUGCGACCAAACUUGCAAACAAGAUCUCCAAACACGUGCAAGAUAAAGGAAGUCGCACCGAACUCAAGUACAUGAAGAAAGAUUUCUGCGCGCUUAUCGACGACUGCUUUUCAAUCCAAGAGCAAUAUUGUAAAUCAAAAGGAGAUGAAGAUGAACGUGACAAGCAAUGGUCGGAAGAACUCGACUGGAAUUCAAAAAUAAUACUUUCCAUAAUCGAAGAUUAUUUGGCAAGGUCAUCCCGUCCGGCAUCCAUAGCAUCCAGCCAGUCGAACGCUACUAUCCAUUCACUGCAGCCUAAUCGUCCAGCAAGCCGGCAAUCGGCAUCACCAUCACCAUCAAGUUCAAUCUCGACGCAGUUCUCAAAAGCUUUGGAAGUGGAAAAAAGUCAGCGACAAAAAUUAGAGAAGCAGAUCCAACAAAUGAAACUAGACGAAGAAGAAAAAAUUUUACAAGCCGUCGAAGAUGAAAGAAGUCGUCAGUCCAUCAUAAACACGAAAGCUAAUCACGAAGCCGAAAAACAUGCUAAAGAAUUAGCUGAAGAAAACAACAAAAUCAAAACCGCGCUGGAGAUAGAAAAACAAAAACAAAAAGAGCUGUUCGAAGCUGUCCAAGAAAAAGAUCGAUUGCUGAGGCAAGAACAAAAAGAGAGGCGCGAAAACGACCAAAAAUUACACCAAGUGAUUCAUGAACAGGAAAAAAAAAUUGUCAGCAUUUCCUCAAACCCAUCGUACGCCCAAUCCUUUCAGCCUCCGCAAUUCGAUACAACCAGGAGGCCCGGAACAGUUUACGGUGAAGAUUUAUUUACAACCAAUCAGAUGACAAUACGUCAACCUGAAAAUGAACGAGUCAAUUUCAAACAAUGGACAGCCCACAACGACAACUUAAGGUCGUCAACAGCACAUUCCGUCGAUUUUAACCGCAACCCAAGAUCAGUUUUUCGUCUCCCGAAAUUAGAUUUAAAACCCUACGACGGCGAUCCGAAAAAAUGGCCCGACUUCAUUGCAAUUUUUAGAGAUUUGGUUCACUCUGACAGCAGCUUGUCUGCAACAGAAAAAAUGGCGUUACUCAAGCGAUCUCUAUCAGAAGAAAUCCGAAAUGGACUGGGUGACUCACUCAGCAGCUCGGCUUUGUACAGUGAAGCUUUGACCGAGCUCGAAAGUACGUAUGGACAUCCUCAAAUUGUAUCAAGAGCAUACAUCCAAUCUCUGAUCGAGUUGCCGAAAGUGAACAACAACGACUACAAGACACUGCUCAAGUUUUCGCAAACCCUCAACGGAGCAGUAUCUUCUUCAAAAAACGGAGGCUACGAGCACGAGCUGAAAGCGUCGGGCUUGCUCGAGCUCAUUUUGGCAAAGCUUCCAGUGGAAUUACAAAGCAGGUGGGGGAGGAAGAUAGUCAAGAGUCAUCCUGUCUGCCUAACCCUUCAAGACUUCUCAAAUUGGAUUCACGUAAUAGUCAAAGGAGAAAUGAUGGCCAAACAUUGUUUAGUGUCAACAGCAUCAUCGUCCCCGCCCAACAAAAGCAUCCUAAAGCCGGGCCGGCAGCAAACGGACCAAAAGACAAAGCAUCCUCCUACAAUCAACAUAAUCGAAAAAAAAGCAUCCGCUGCAGUCUCAACAGCAGUCAAACAUCACGAUGUAAACAAAACCUUGACGUGUCUCUUGUGCAGAGGAGACCACCGACUUUCAUCGUGUACAAGCUUCACAUCUUUGUCUUUAGAAGAAAGGAUAAAGAUCAUCAAGGACUACAACUGCUGUCUACGCUGCCUAACCAAAGGUCACUGGACGAAAGACUGUUUCAACAAAACCAAGUGCAACGUUCAAGAAUGUACUGCCCAUCACCACCCACUUCUUCACGGUGCCCCAAACCUGAGUGUGUCAUUUAAAAAUGAGGGAAAGGCACUCAAGGAACAUAAAUCCGAGGCAUCGGAAAAUAAAAACACAACCAAAAAGGGCGUAGGAACGCACACCGUCGAAGGAGAUUCAACCACGACCCUGCUACUGACAGUUCCAGUCAUCAUUGAAGCUAACGGAGUGCAUGUCCAAACAGUAGGCAUCUUGGAUCAGGGAAGCCAAGCAUCAUUGAUUCUCGACAAAAUAUCAAAAAAACUCAAACUCGAUGGUCCUACACAGUCAUCACCUUUAGCGACCUUUCACGGAAACGAUCCAAAGAUUAAAGUAAAAUGUGUAUCUUUCAACAUUCUCACCGCUGAUUCCAGUCGCUCCUUUGAAGUCAAGUCUGCGUAUACAGUCCCGCGUCUACAAAUUCACAACACUAGCCUAAAUUGGUCGGUAGUCAAACAUCGAUGGGCGCAUCUCCGUGACAUCGAACCAAUCAACGUAGAUAGAAGUGAAAUAGGCGUUCUUUUAGGACGUGAUGUGCUCCGCGUUCACGACGUACUCGAUUCCCGUUAUCCAGCCGACGGAGCUGACGCCCCAGAUGCAAUCAAGACUCAUUUCGGAUGGUGUGUAACUGGACCAGUGGCAACCGCCGCUUUGCAUCCAACUCUUCACAUCAACAUGCUCUCUACCAGCCAUCAACUCACGGAUCAGUUUCUUCACGACCUCGUCAAUCAAUUCUGGCUCACGGAAAGUUUCGGUGUUCGUCCUUCAACAACUUUGCCUUUAUCAACAGACGACAGAGCAGCAUUGAAAAUUCUCGAGCAGACGACGCGUCAUACUGGAGAAAGGUACGAAGUCGGGUUAAUGUUGCGCAACCCACAAAUCAAUAUUCCGAAUAAUCGUGAAGUCGCCGCCCGACAUUUCAACUCGCUGCAGAAACGUUUUGUCCGUGAUCCAGCUUUCGCCGAAAGAUAUUCCCGUGUAAUGAAUGAAUACAUCUCCCUUGGACACGCAAAAGUGGUGGACGUUAACAACUCCAACUGCAAAGGCGCCACCUGGUACCUUCCGCAUCAUGGCGUGACAAACCCAAACAAACCGGAUAAAGUUCGCGUCGUGUUUAAUCCAUCCGCUCGUCACAAAGGAACAUCGCUGAACGAAAAACUGUACAAAGGCCCCGAUCUUCUAACGAGUCUCAUUGGUGUCCUUCUUCGCUUCCGGCAACUUCCCGUCCCAAUCUCCGGCGACAUCGAGAAGAUGUACCAUCAAGUUCUUGUUCCAAAAGAGCAACAAUCUCUCUUUCGUUUUUUUUGGAGCGACGCAGGAGAACCGAAAGAAUAUCAAAUGACAGUUCAUGUCUUUGGUGCCGUAUCGUCUCCAACCAGCUGCAUCUACGCCCUGCGAAAAACAGCAGAAGACUUCGGCAGCCGCUUUCCCGGCGUAGCCGACGCUGUAUUCAAGAACAUGUACGUGGAUAAUUAUUUGGACUCAACAGAGACAGAAGGAGAAGCCAUCGCAAGAUUACGCGACGUGUCAGCAUUGUUAAAGUGUGGUGGUUUUAACAUGGUCCAAUGGCUCUCAUCCUCUCGAUCUGUUUUGGCCGCCGUCGAUCACUCCGAUCUCUCGCGAUCACUCGAUCUGGAUGCUGACAAACUCCCAAUCGAACGGACUCUUGGACUACUCUGGAAUUGUCAAAACGAUUCAUUCAACUUUAAAUCUUCGAUCAAAAUCCAAGCCAAAACUAAACGUGAGGUGCUCCAAGAAGUAGCCUCCGUCUUCGAUCCGCUCGGAUUUCUCUCUCCAGUUGUAAUGACAGCUAAAAUAUUGCUUCAAGACAUUUGGCGAUCCGGUGCGGAUUGGGACGAUCCACUGCCUCCUACUUUGUUAGACAUUUGGACGGCAUGGGCAAAAGACCUUUCAUCAAUCGCUUCCAUCACGAUUCCGCGCUGCUUCCGGUUACAAGAAAAACCCCAAUAUUUUGAGCUUCACGUUUUUUCUGACGCAUCUGAGCUCGGUUACGGUGCGUGUGUCUACCUGCGAGCCAAAUAUGCAAACGGAACCUUCCGUCUCAAUCUUCUUCUCGCAAAAGCAAGAGUCUCCCCGUUACGCCAGUUGUCUAUUCCACGUUUGGAGCUACAAGGUGCAGUACUUGGCGUUCGAUUAUGUGACUCAGCCGUCAACGAGCUUGGACCCAUUGCAUCACAAGUAAUCUAUUGGUGUGAUUCUCAAACGGUACUACAAUGGAUCCACUCAAAGUCAUGCAAAUAUCAUGCGUUCGUCGCUCACCGGAUUACCGAAAUUCUCGAUAGCAGUGCCGCUUCCCAGUGGCGCCACGUCCCAGGCGAAAUGAAUCCAGCCGACGAUUGUUCCAGGGGUAUUCCCGCUACUCAUCUUACAACUCAACACAGAUGGUUCCGCGGCCCAGACUUCCUCGCCUUACCACCAUCUUCAUGGCCUUCAACUGGUGUUAUCGUUGAGCCAUCAUCAGACGAUCCUGAGGUGUCACCGGCAAAAUGGGUCGGCCACAUUCAGGUCACCAACGACCACCCCGUCUUCAACCUAAUCCAAAACUCAUCAAAUCUGCACAAGUUGAAGCGGAUCGUCGCAUGGCUACUUCGGUUCGUUAACAAUCGCCAAAUCAAUCCUAAAAAUCGACAAUGCGCUCCUUAUGUCAAAGCUCCUGAACUCCGUGAUGCUCUUCGCUAUAUAAUCCGCGUCGAUCAACGCCAUUUCUUCGACAACGAGUUCUUAUGUUUGAUCAAAGGACGGCCGGUCUCAACAGCGUCUUCACUAGCCAAUCUCACACCAUUCUUGGAUCCCCACGGAGUUAUCCGGGUUGGUGGAAGGCUCCAGCACGCGUCUCUUCCGGAAGACACCAAACAUCCAAUUGUGUUGUCCUCCGACAGCCAACUUUCAAUAAUGGUCAUCACCGACAUGCACGAACUUCUUAUCCAUGCAACAACAGAGCCUACGCUUCACGCACUUCGGGAAAAAUAUCACGUCCUCCAUCCUCGGGCCUCCAUAAAUCGGGUAAUCCGCAAUUGCUUCACCUGCAAGCUCCGUCGCAGUCAACCAGCGCCACCCCUUAUGGGACCACUUCCAGCUAGCCGUCUCAAAACACAUCUUCCCCCUUUUACUAAUGUCGGCAUCGACUUUUUUGGCCCGUUGCCAGUAGUAAUCUUGAGAAGAUCUGUCAAACGCUAUGGCGUCAUGUUCACAUGCCUAGACUGUCGAGCUGUACAUCUCGAAGUUGCAGAUUCCCUGGAUAUGGACUCUUUCAUAAACGCUUUCUCACGUUUUGCUGACCGUCGUGGCCUCCCUCAACUUUGCUACAGUGACAACGGCACAAAUCUGGUCGCCGGUGAGCAGGAGAUCAAUCGCAUCCUUUCCCGCUGGAAUGAAGCUGACUUGGUGCGUAAGAUAGAGAAAUUGAAAAAUCAACCUAUCGAAUGGAGAUUCAGUCCGCCCGUAGCUCCCCAUUUUGGUGGCUCGUGGGAGCGACUGAUCAAAUCUGCUAAAACCGCCCUUCGAGGGAUUUUGAACGAUCGGUCCGUUACCGAAGACGUCCUCGUCACGGCAAUUGUUGGAGCUGAAGCCCUCAUAAAUUCCCGUCCGUUGACCCACGUCAGCGUCGAUCCCAAUGACUUUGAGGCCAUCACACCGAAUCAUUUUUUACUGUUGCGUGCUCAUCCGGGGUGCCAUCUAGAUUCUUCUCCUGGUUCCACAACAUCCAGCAGAAGGCGUUACGAACAAGCUCAGGAGUUAAUCACACAUUUUUGGAACAGGUGGCUCCGAGAGUAUGUCCCCAACCUCAUCGAAAGGAGAAAAUGGCUUCGUUCACGGCGAAACCUCGCUGUCAACGACUUAGUUCUCGUCGUUACACCGAAUUCCCCUCGCGGAUCAUGGCCCAUUGGUCGCGUCUUCAAUGUCCAUCAAGGUCCCGACGGAGUCGUCCGAUCCGCCGACGUCAAAGUCUUUCGAGUCGUACCCAACCCAUCCAAGCGUGGAAGCCGGCCUUCAGACGUCAAAUGUACCACUCAUCUCUACACCCGUCCGGUCCACAAACUUUGCCUUUUAGAAGAGGACGAGCAAGAUGUUUCCGAGGACGGAAACAGGGCCGGCAAUGUGCGAGACGUCUAA